This is a messenger RNA of Linnemannia hyalina, 2055 nucleotides long. The record is from the annotation of a GenBank genome assembly. NCBI's taxonomy places the organism in Eukaryota, Fungi, Mortierellomycota, Mortierellomycetes, Mortierellales, Mortierellaceae.
AUGGCCGAACUCGACGCAAUCUACAACGCAUACAACGAGAUCACAGACGCCGGAGAAAACGCACCUCAGCACGUGGAGGCAUACUCCCAGAUCAUUGCGGGCGCACAAGGAACUGAGGGCACAAAGAGGCUUGCAGCACAGUAUGGACUCAUUCGGAUAGGCGUAAAGGAAGAAAAUGGUCUCAUAUUUAUCCCGACCUUCUUCAAGCACUUUCCCGACCUUCACUCAAGGGCUAUUGACGGGGUGUUCGACCUCUGCGAAGACUUGCUGCCUGUGGUUCGACAGGCGGCGAUCAAGAGCCUUCCAUCACUCUGCAGGGAUGGACCACAACACACGAUCAAGAUAGCUGAUGUCCUCUGCCAGCUCCUUCAACUUGACGACGAGGACUUGGUGAUUGUUCAGGGAGCAUUGCAGACGCUGCUGGUACAGAGUCCGCGAGGAAUCAAAGGAGUCGAGUUGCGGGAUAAGACCAUGGACUUUAUCACCAACCAAGUCGUCACAGCGUUUAGGACAGGACUUGUCACGGAUCCAGAGAUUGAACUCUUCUUUGUUGAUGAGAUGCGAAAGGCUAUGGGCUCUGUCUCGGACAGCGAACUGGAGUCCUUCGCAAAGAUCAUUAUGCAGACAACAUUAUACAAGACUGGAGCGUUGGAGAACUUGACGGGACUAUCACAUAUCUACGUGGCCCACAUUACAUCCGAAGUGCCAUGGAAUAUUCGCAAUCCUGAUUCGAUCAAGCGGGUUCUCGUGGCAGGAAAACUUUCGAUGCCUCUUUUCCAGCGCAACGUCUCGGCGGACGUGCUUCUUGAGUUUUUUGCUACCCAUAUCCUCCCCCGCAACGAAUUUGAGCAAUUGACGGAUAAGCAGAGAGCACACGUCUUGCGACUAUACACGGACAGCAUCACUACGGGGCAUCCUUCACCAGCAGCGCUGAAACGUGCGGGCGGACUCUUGGGCGACCUUCUUGUGAUGAUUGUUCCUGCGGAACAAGACAGUACUACCCCUGUCGAGUUUGCGCAAGUCGAAUGCUUGGUCCUUGCCCUUGACCUGCUCACUCAGGAUCCUGAUCUGCUCGAUAGAGACGAUCUUGUCGCAAGAUUCAGGAACUUGUACAACCUUACCCAGAUUCAACUCUCAAGCAUAAAACAGGCCAUCAAAACAGCCUCAUCAAAGGUGCCGCAAGAUGCCGAACAGAUCACAACGAUCAAGACGCUCACGAGAACCCAGACUAUCCACCACAACAUUCAUACCAUUGAGUUCUUAAAACCCAAGAAAUUAUGGACCAAGCAUGCCCUCCACCCAUCCUGGAAGCCAGUACCAGAGCCAAAUCACCCAGUUGUUCCAAAGACGGCAGAAACGUCGAAGCUUGCCACUGCAAGCCCUCUCAGCGUUGCCAAACCAGGCGCCAAUCUAUCAACAAGAUUAAGUGCCAAACCAGCAGCGCAACCUGAUACCAAACCCGGAUUAAAGCCUACGCCACAACGACAGCAGCCUUCCCCGUUGCAACAGCGGCAGCAGCAGCAACAAGGCGCGCUGAACAAGCGGAAAGCUGAACCAGAAUCGAAUACGAAGCAAAAAAAGCCCAAGAUUACUCGCCCGCAAGGGCCUGGUGUGGGAAGUCUGUCCGCCGGGAACAGCAGUCCUAAUAGUCAAGGUCCGAAGGGAGCGAAGCAUUCGCAGUCUCAACAGCAAGUUCAGGGACAAACUCAAGCUCAGGGACAGUCACCUGCGCAGGUACAGGCACAGCAGAAGCAAAAGCAACAGCCUCAGAGGCAGCAGCCUAUUCAAAAGCAUCAACUGACGAAGCAGCCACCUCAGACUUUGAAGCAACGAGGCCAGUCAUCGCCGAAAGGAUCGCCCAAGGUAUCAUCCAAAUCAUCACCCCGAGUUGUACACGGAUCACAGCAGCAGGGAAAGAAGAGUCCGUAUGGCUUUAAUAACGGGGCCAGCGGGGCCGGAGGGUCGGGAAGCAGAGGACUGACGUCGCCUUCGUUCGAACGAGAAAGGAGACGUCGGGAUACCAACAAGAAGAUCAACUUUUUGCAGCCGCGCUAA